Ceratitis capitata (Mediterranean fruit fly) is the source of this 2342-nucleotide messenger RNA. RefSeq names its product Usher syndrome type-1G protein homolog (gene Sans). Lineage: Eukaryota; Metazoa; Arthropoda; Insecta; Diptera; Tephritidae. Gene Ontology annotation, molecular function: protein binding. The coding region runs from base 652 to 2235 and encodes 527 amino acids. The transcript has 6 exons. The record is from RefSeq and is a predicted model, not a curated record.
ACCUCUCCGACUCUCAACUACAAAACUAUUGGAAGCUCACAAAAGCGCUCAACAGAACCACUUGGGGAGAGAGAGAUGAACAAACUCUUAUUACCAUGGCGCGCCAAACUUCAACUCUGAAAGCCAGUUAACAAAGCAACCAAAUAGCUUACAGCAAACUGGAGUUACAACAGUCUCUUUGUGCUACACAACGCGUUAACAACGUCGCUAAAACCGAUGAUCGCGCAAACGGUUAGUUAUAAUUGCAAUCAAGUGGAAAUGGCAGGAAAAGUCGUUUGAAGGGAAGGCGCUUGCGUCGCGUGUAGAAAAAGUUGCAGCUGUGUAUACAGAUAUAUACAUGUACAUAUAUAUACUUACAUAUGUAUGUAUAUCGUACGUAUGUAUGUGCAGUCUCAUAUAGAAAUGGGUCAGUGGAAGCAACAUUUAAUGGCAAACAAUUGAAGUGAACACAAAAAUUACAAAUUUACAUAUGAGUAUAUAAACGCAUAUACAUAUAUACAUACAUUCAUAGAAAGAAUUUCCAUCAUUUACUGCGAGUUGGUGGUUGGUAUAACCGUGAAACGUGAUCUUUGUUUGGUUGAUUGCAAGCCAACCGUGUUUUUGAUAUAAAAAAAAGUGAAAACAACAAAUACAAUAACAAAAAGCUCAAGCAUGUCUUCAGAUCGAUUCCACAAAGCCGCCAAAGACGGUUUACUGGAUGUGCUAAAAGAGGCUGCUCGCAAAGACGCCAACGCGAAGGACGAUGAUUCAAUGACACCAGUAUUAUGGGCAGCUUUUGAGGGACGUUUGGAUGCGCUACGCUUGCUAUGUGGCAGAGGUGGUGACCCAGACAAAUGCGACCAGUUCGGGAACACAGCACUGCAUUUGGCUUCCGCGAAGGGGCAUCUCCACUGCGUGGACUUCCUUGUGAAAUUCGGUGUAAAUAUCUAUGCGCUUGACAUUGAUCGGCACAGCGCCAAGGAUUUGGCUGCCAUCAACAAUCGAGAUGACAUCCUAAGAUAUUUAGAUAACGCGACGGCGAGUUUCGAGACCAACGAGAAGAAAAAAGCAAAAGCUAUGCGUGAAGUGGCGGAAAAGAAUUGCGAGAAACGGAUGCGUGAAUAUAUGAAACGUCAACAGAAAAUUGAAAGUGAGCACAUUGAUGCGAGCCGACCAGCCAUGACGGCAACAGUAAACAGCAACAAGUCCAAUAUGCUGUCGACGCUUAAACAGAAAAUUUGGUCUAGCCAGGGGAAUCUACAUAAACCCACGCGGGAGACUACAGGUGCCGUCGCCGUACCAUGCCCGAGCAUCAGCAGCGGCAGCACGGCCACCAAAUUCAGUGAGCUUGUCUCCCCCGGUAGUGGCAGUGGCGGUAGUGUAGGCUCGAUUGCGAGCCGCGCCGGUACCGUACAGAAGAAAUUACGUGGCCAACAGCAUAAGAAUACGAAUUUAAACAAAACAGACGAUACAGGCUUCAAAAUAGGUGGCAUUGAGCCGGACGGCAAGCGUACGGUAACUUCGCUGAUAGGCGUACAACGCGACUCGGAGGUAUUGUAUGUGGGCACGUUCAGCUCGAACGAGGAGAGCAGCAAGAGAGGCAAGAUCAGUGAUGUUUUCGAAGUCGAUGAGCCGUGCAGCGAUCGAGAACGUGAGACUACAAAAAUGGGUUAUGGUACACUCUCACGGUCGUUCUCACAACCCGACAUACUCGGCGAUUCGCUAUUGUCCACCGGCCGACUGAGUGAUGAGUUCGCCAUGCAACGUCCCGCCGGACUAUUCGAUCGGCCAAUGUUGGGUAGUAUAGCAUUUCGACGUUCAGUAACUGCUGCACUCAGCCAAUUGCAACCCGAUAACUAUAUGGGAAAUGGUCUAGACGCGACCACAGCGAAUACGAGUAUGACAACGGGACGUCAAUUCGCUGCGUCAACAGCAACGAAAACGCGUGGCAACAAACAGCGCUCCUUCCUCAAUAUAUCGGAUUCGGAUUCCGAGGGCGCAGAUGGUUAUAGUGAGGAUGAACAGGAAAAUGCCGGCAGUCCAAUUGCACGUUUUCUCACCGCUUGGGGCUUGGAAGAAUAUUUGUCAAUUUUUCAGAAACAACAAAUUGAUCUGGAUACUUUGAUCUUAUUGACCGAGGCUGAUUUGAAGUCCUUGGGCCUACCUUUGGGACCUUUUCGAAAGCUUACUUGCGCCAUACAAGAACGUAAAAAUGCGCUUGCCAAUCCGGGUGCAAUGACGGAUAGCCGCCUUUGAGGCAGAGACGACGGAUACUUGUGUGAAAAAUUAUUGUUUAAAUGUACCGAAUGUUACCGAGCCUGAGGGUCACUCAAUUUGAACAUAAUAUAAAUUAAGAUAAUUUA